This is a messenger RNA of Mytilus californianus (California mussel), 3954 nucleotides long. RefSeq names its product ER membrane protein complex subunit 7-like. Gene Ontology annotation, cellular component: EMC complex. NCBI's taxonomy places the organism in Eukaryota, Metazoa, Mollusca, Bivalvia, Mytilida, Mytilidae. Bases 46 to 753 code for a protein of 235 amino acids. The transcript is spliced from 4 exons. The record is from RefSeq and is a predicted model, not a curated record. Gene Ontology annotation, molecular function: carbohydrate binding.
AUCUCAGGUAACAGUCUGUAAAAUCGAUUUCCGGUCAAAGUCAAAAUGUUGCCUCAAAUUACGAUGGAUGACGUGCUAAAAUCUGUUGGUUUUUGUGCAGUUUAUGUCCUUUUGAUGAGCCUUAGUUGCGUCCUGUGUGACAGUUCAGAACUGGAGGAAACAGAAUCCAUAGACAGAUUUAAGUUAGAAGGAAAAAUUGAUCUGUUUUCAGCUGGAAAAAACAAAGAUUGGGUUGUACAUGCACGCGUGUUUGUUGAUGGCGGGGACUACGUGGGAUUAUUAAAAAGUGACGGAUCUUUUGUUAUAAGUGGUUUACCAUCAGGAUCUUAUGUGGUAGAAGUCUCUCAUCCAGCAUUUAUAUUUGAUGCUGCCAGAGUAGAUAUAACAUCGAAAGGCAAGAUACGAGCAAGAAAAGUCAAUUAUUUACAGCCAAACCAAGUCAAAUCACAGACAUAUCCAUUGUUUAUACAGGAAAGACAGAAAACUAAAUAUUUCCAAGAUAGAGAACAGUGGAAAGUAACAGAUUUCUUAUUUAAUCCAAUGGUAUUAACAAUGGUAUUACCUCUAUUACUGAUUAUGGUAUUACCCAAGUUAAUGAAUGCAGCAGAUCCUGAGGCUCAACAGGAGAUGCAGAACCAGAUGAAAGCAUUAAAUGAUAAAUCUAAUUUACCCGACUUAUCAGAAAUGUUUGCUGGACUUUUUGGCGGAGGUUCAAAGAAACAAGGAAAGGCUAAGGCAGUAAAGAGGAGAUAAGUUCUCGUACCAUGUGAUCUUGACUUAACUAUAAAGAGGAAUCCACCUAAACACACUAUGGACCUGUCAAAGGGUCAAUCAUUUUCUUGCCACAACUGUGAGUGGUAUUGACUGUCUUUUGCAAGUUUUAUCUGGACUGUUAAUGGCAGUUAUUCUGUUAACCUACAGGUCUGCUUUUUGAAAAACUGUUAUGUAUUGAUUUACACAGCAUAGUCAUUAACAGCUCUUAAAAUGUUCAUAGUAUGUUAAUCACAUUUACUAACAGUCAAGGUAUAAGUUGCAAAAGGCAGUUGCCAUCAUUCCUAUGAACAGACACACUUGGUCAGAAAAUGACUGUACAACUAAAGCACUUAGUUAUUGUUUGGUCCAUAGUGAAAGUAUCUGACAUUCCUCAAGGUUCAAAAUGAUAGUCAUUUUAAAUUGUUAUAAAAUAUUGCUCAUGUAAAUAAAGGUACAGUGUAAAUAAGAUGUUUUAAAUUCCCUCAGAAUGAACUAAAUUAGAGUAUAAAUCAUUUUACUGUAUUCGUCAAAAUAACUUAAUAACUAUGUGCAAAUAAUUUGACAAUGUUAGUUGAUGAUUUUUCAACAUACAUGUAAUGAUGUAUAUAUAUCUGCAGUGAUAUUUUUUCCUAAUUUAUCCUCUUUUUUUGUUGGACAAUAUGACAAAUGUUUCUGACUUUUAACAAAGACAUUCUCAAUUACAUGUACCUGGUACAAAAAUAUAACUUUCAGUUCAAAUUAUGCUAAAUUGGAAUGCUAUGUUUUAAUUUUUGUUUUGAUAAAUUUAAUCUUUCCAUGUUUUCAAACAAAUUCAAAAUUAUUUUUGUUGCUCUUAAACAAUAGAUUCUCUCUAAGCAUAAUGUUUAUUAGAUUGUUUAUGUAAAAUUCAGAUGCAUAAAUGUUGAUAAUACUUCAUAGAUAUUAGUUAUAUAUAAAUUACACAUAGUGAGAGGGUGAUAGAGCAGAUUGUUACCCAGAGAAAACAUAGUCAACCGAGUCGAAAGAUUUAAAAACAGUAUUGACAGUUGUUUACCACCUCAAUUUUUAAAUUGUGUAUUGAAUUAUACCCACCAAAUCAGAUUAGCCUACUUGCCUGUACUUUGGGGGACAUGAUAUUAACAGUUGAAGAUAAGCAUUCUUAUCAUUUCAGCCAAGUUUAAUAUUUUGAAAUGAAUCUAAACAAGACUGAAAAUCUAUAUUGCAGUUUUCACCAUAUUGCAAGGCCAAUAUAUUUUCCCUCCACAGCUGUUUGUGCCAUGCUGUAUUCAUGGUAUUCAAAUUUUAAGAUUAAAUAUAAACAGCUAUUCUUAUUUUUUGUAUCAUGUUGUCAAGUUUCUGUUUCCUUGUAAUUGUUUCAAUUGUUUCAAUUUGUUGUCCUUGUUUUAUCCUGAUUUGAAGAUGCCAAUUAAUUUAGUGUACAUAUGUGAACAGUAUAGUAGUAGUUUGUUAAUUCAGUCAGACUGUUUAUCAUGUUAUGGUAACUACAAAACUUUCUAUACUGAUCCUUGGUGUCAGCAUGUUGUACAUGUUAUGGUAACUACAAAACUUUCUAUACUGAUCCUUGGUGUCAGCAUGUUGUACAUGUUAUGGUAACUACAAAACUUUCUAUACUGAUCCUUGGUGUCAGCAUGUUGUACAUGUUAUGGUAACUACAAAACUUUCUAUACUGAUCCUUGGUGUCAGCAUGUUGUACAUGUUAUGGUAACUAGAAAACUUUCUAUACUGAUCCUUGGUGUCAGCAUGUUGUACAUGUUAUGGUAACUAGAAAACUUUCUAUACUGAUCCUUGGUGUCAGCAUGUUGUAAAGACUCAGGAUUUUAACAUGUUCCAUCCACUAAUGGAAUGGAAGAAAAAAGUCAAAAUGUGCAAUACAUAUAACAAAUACAUCUGAUUAACAAUAAAAUAUUGCUCUAUAUAUUUAUUAAAUUUGGCACCACAUCCUUUCCAUCUGAAUUGCCUAACUGAAUAUUAACCUUUUAAAAUCGUUGAUACAUUUUAUUGUCAUUUAUGUGCAUAAUCUUUUUAUGUCAAAACCACCUUCAAGGGAGAUAACUGCACAAUAUAGCAUAUUUAUAUAUUUGUUGUACAUUUUUUUUAUAAAUUAAAAUAAAUGGAUAAAUGAAUUUUGUUAAUUUUCUAUUGAGUCAUUGGAGACACUUAAAGUAUUUUAUUUUUUAAAUAGGUUCAGUUGCUUAUACAUCAUAGUAUGUUUACUAGAGGUAUGGAAUAUCAAGAUAUCAUUUAUAACAUUACUGAUGGAAGGAUUGGAAUUUUUAUUUUUUUCAAAUGAUGUGUUUAACUGUGAUAUUAUAUCAAUUUUAUUUUAACCAGAAUAAAUUUUCUAUCUGUCUUCAUUGAUUUCACUUCAGAUUGAACUAAAUGAGUUCAACCUUAUUUUCAAAUAAUUUGAAUUUUCGGCUGAUGUACAUUGUAAAUUUUUAUUUCUUAAAAACAAAUGUUAAAAAUGGUGAAAUUUGUUAUUACAGAAAAUCUUUUAAUCUUUGCAGAUUUGUUGUGAAUUAACAGAAUGGUAUUCUUAUACGAUAAAGAAAAAUGUUAUAAUUAUUUGAUUUAAUGCUGUUUGCAAAACUUGCAUGCAUGAAUGUUAAAAAUAUACUCAGGUCGUGUGUUUUUUUUUUAUCAUAGUUCUUUACUUAUAUAACACUUGACAUGUGAUUUGAUUAAAGUUAUAUUGAACUGCAGACAAUAUGUGAAUGUUUGUUGAUUUUUAAGACAUGUAAAUUUGCUUGUCUGUUAUGUAUAUAAAGAAUUUAUCAUGCAUUUAUGUACAUUUGCAAAUGAGGUUAAUUUAAACAGUUUUAUACAUAGUAGAAUAAAGAUUUGACAAUUUCUGAACUUCUAAUACAAAACACAUUGCAGAAGUAAAAUCAAAGUAAAAUGUAUAUAAAAAACACAAUUUUAAUCAGUCAUAUUAUUGCCUAUAGUUUUAAAAGAGAGUUUACAGAUUUUUCCACCUCCUCGUUAUAUUGAGGAUUGUGUUUAUAUCUCCCAGUGUAGCUGUUUUAUACUUGUAUCCUGUACCUAUUGUUAUUAUUUAAUUAGAACAACUUAUUUGUACACAACUGUACAAUUACUAUGUGUAAAUUAUGACUUAUUAGUACACCACUGUACAAUUACUAUGUGUAAAUCAUGUCCUGUUUGUAAACUAAACUUUUGUAAUAAAAUUUAAACAGAGAGAAA